Perca fluviatilis (European perch) is the source of this 1577-nucleotide messenger RNA. RefSeq names its product H-2 class II histocompatibility antigen, A-Q alpha chain-like. Gene Ontology annotation, biological process: positive regulation of T cell activation; peptide antigen assembly with MHC class II protein complex; antigen processing and presentation of exogenous peptide antigen via MHC class II. Gene Ontology annotation, molecular function: MHC class II protein complex binding. Lineage: Eukaryota; Metazoa; Chordata; Actinopteri; Perciformes; Percidae. Gene Ontology annotation, cellular component: membrane; MHC class II protein complex. The transcript has 4 exons. The record is from RefSeq and is a predicted model, not a curated record. The coding region runs from base 475 to 1179 and encodes 234 amino acids.
AUUAAUCUACCAAACCAACUGUAAAACUAUGAGGAACCUCAUAGUUCCUAUGGAUGUCAAGAGUCAGAUCCCAAAUCAUAAGGAAGAAACCAAACACAAAGCUUCAUGUGUUUUAUGUAUCAAUAACAGAUUUUUAUAUUUAGAGUUCAGGGAUACACACAAUGAUUUUUAGUGAUUAAUACCGAAUGUAAACACAACUUUUGAUUGUUUACAAGACAACUCCACAGGACACCUUUUAAAGUGGUAUUCUUAAUUGAAUCUUCUCCUGACUUACCCUUUGGUGGACUUCCCCUUGUGAUUUUUUUUGUUUUUUUAGAUAAUAAUUUUAGGUAUGCGGAAGGUUGCGGGUAACACAGCCAACCUUGAUAAGUCUUAUCUUUAUUGAAAACUAACUGCAGAGACCAAGAGAGCUUUGACAGCAAACUUAAUCCUUUUCUGAUUCUGAUUCUGAUUUGUACAUACAAACCGAACGAUAUGUACUUCAAAAUUAUACUUAUUCUCUCAGGAGCAGUUUUCAUCCACGCACAAAGAAGUCAUGAGUUAUGUCAAAGCUUUGGGUGCUUUGACUCAAGUGAUACUCAACUCACUGUGACACACGAUGGUGAGGAAAUCUACUAUGCUGACUUUAAAAAAGGGCUUGUUGUUUGGAAUAGUAAAAUCCCUACAACAGUCCAUGUUCCCCAUGCUUACAAAAUUGCAUUGCAUUACCGAAUGGUGUGCAGAGGUGAAUUGGCGAGAUAUAAACCAGACAAGUCUGCUACAACAAAGACUAAAGAGCCACCAGAAAUCAUCAUAUACCCCAGAGAUGAAGUGAUAGAAGAUGAAGAGAAUACCCUCAUCUGCUUCAUCAAUCAUUUCUUCCCUCCCUCCAUCAACAUAAAGUGGACCAAGAAUGAUAUAGAGCUAACAGUGGAAGAUCCUUUCGACAAAUGCAUAAACAAUCCUGAUGGAACAUUUCAUGUUUUCUCCUACCUAAACUUUGUCCCUACGGAAGGAGACAUCUACGGCUGCACUGUGGAACAUGCGUCGCUGGAGAAGCCUCAGACCAAGUUUUGGGAGGCUGACAUAAAUCAAACUAAUAUUAGUCCAGCUGUCUUCUGUGGACUUGGCCUGUUCCUUGGACUUCUUGGAGUUGCUGCAGGAACAUUCUUUUUUGUGAAAGGAAAAUGUAUAUCUUAGAUGUUAAGACGUAUACCAUACACGCUGUGAUCACUUCGUCCCUGGUUGGUUUCCGGCCAGCGACAUUUGUUUCAUGUCAUCCCCACUUUCUCUCUUCUCUAUUUUCCUGACACCUCUCAUCUACUAUUGAGUAAAGGCAAAAUGCCCAAAUACCUUAACAAAGGAAACAUCUGUAAUUCACUGAAUGAUCUUUCUUUAUCACUGUGUUAUUUUCUAUUAUGUUUUUCAGUGUGUCAAAAUACAUAACAGCUUUGUUUUUUUAAUUUGUUAUCACUUUUUUUUUCUACCAUUAAUAACUCAUAAUAGAUGCAUCUGAUUAUCACUGUGUCAUUGAGCUAUUGUAAAUAUCUGUAUACGACAUGUAUUUGCCUUAAAUAAACACCAUAUAAUGAAGAAGG